Molecule: messenger RNA, 1582 nt
Organism: Aspergillus saccharolyticus JOP 1030-1
Lineage: Eukaryota; Fungi; Ascomycota; Eurotiomycetes; Eurotiales; Aspergillaceae
Product: serine/threonine-protein phosphatase
Exons: 6
Coding region: 379-1368 (329 amino acids)
Biological process (GO): peptidyl-serine dephosphorylation; mitotic cell cycle
Cellular component (GO): cytosol
Molecular function (GO): protein serine/threonine phosphatase activity
Source: RefSeq, a predicted model, not a curated record
CACCAAGCAAAGCACCAUCUCAUCUCACCUCGUCUCUCUUCCUCCCUCUCCUCCACUUCCUUUCUAACCAACAGCUCCUCCACCCGCCCUUCAAUCUUGCCCAUUUACCCUCAUCUUUUCCUUUUCAUUCUUAUUGCUAUCGUCUAGUCUUCUUUCUAGCGACGCUUUUUUCUCCCCGUCUGGUAGUUGCCCCAGAUUAGGUCCUGUUUCGCCCGGCCGGUCUGAUUCCCCCUCCCCUCCUCCCCUCCCCCCAAAGAAAAGAAUCCCGCCUUACCUCACGAGACCUUUUCCGCUCUCCUCCCCCCACCCCCUCGUCCGCCUGCUAUCGCUCCAAUAUCGCUCCACAAACCACCUUGAUCCCUUCGGUGGUCUCCCUCAAUGGAUAACAACAUGGAAAUUGAUACCGCGCGGUCGCCCGAACCUCAUCACCUUUCCCCCACAACCGAUCCGGGUUCCAUACCCACCCUCGACGGAUGGAUCGAGAGCUUGAUGACCUGCAAGCAACUGGCAGAGGAAGAUGUUCGAAGACUGUGUGAUCGGGCGCGAGAGGUACUGCAAGACGAGUCCAACGUUCAGCCCGUGAAAUGCCCAGUGACUGUGUGCGGUGAUAUCCACGGCCAGUUCCACGAUCUGAUGGAACUUUUCCGCAUUGGUGGUCCCAACCCCGACACGAACUACCUGUUCAUGGGUGACUACGUCGACCGUGGUUACUACUCCGUUGAGACCGUCACACUCCUUGUUUGCCUGAAAAUCCGCUACCCCCAGCGUAUCACUAUCCUCCGAGGAAACCACGAGUCCCGUCAGAUCACGCAAGUCUACGGGUUCUACGACGAGUGCCUGCGCAAGUACGGCAACGCCAACGUGUGGAAAUACUUCACCGAUCUGUUCGACUACCUCCCCCUCACCGCGCUUAUCGAGAACCAGAUUUUCUGCCUCCACGGCGGUCUGAGCCCGUCGAUCGACACCCUCGACAACAUCCGCUCCCUGGACCGCAUUCAGGAGGUGCCGCACGAAGGUCCCAUGUGUGAUCUGCUGUGGAGUGACCCUGACGAUCGAUGCGGCUGGGGAAUCUCCCCCCGUGGUGCGGGUUACACAUUCGGACAGGAUAUCUCGGAAGCAUUUAAUCACAAUAACGGCUUGACUCUGGUUGCACGGGCGCACCAGCUGGUGAUGGAGGGUUAUAACUGGUCGCAGGAUCGAAACGUGGUCACGAUCUUCUCAGCUCCUAAUUACUGCUACCGUUGCGGUAACCAAGCCGCAAUCAUGGAGAUUGACGAGCACCUCAAGUAUACUUUCUUACAAUUCGAUCCCUGCCCGCGCGCAGGAGAACCCAUGGUCUCGAGGCGCACCCCGGAUUACUUCCUGUGAUGGGUUUUCUUCUGAUAGACAUUUCCUUUCCGUCUCCCCGCUGGCAACGCUGAGGUGAUGCUCAUGUCGACCGGGGAGUUAUCCUAAGGUUCCAGGGAUACAGCAGGGGCCCGCGGUCUAAUUGAGCUUUCCAAAUAAUUGUAUGUCCGUAUUGUCUGACCCUGUUGAUACCAAUCAUGAAAAUAAAAUAAAGACCGUGUCUGCACCUUUGCUU